AUGCACUCGACGGCCAUCUACGGGAUUCUGGUCAUUUUCGCUUACGUGGAGUCAGCUCCCCUCAGGGGUGAUUCAAAUCUAGAGGAGAUAGAUCGAGUCGUCUAUUUUGGUACAUUUGAAGAAGGGAGUUCUAUGAAGCCUUCAAAGGCCCUUUUGUGGAUUGAAAAACGUUGUUUUGGUAGACCUAGCGGCUCAGGGCUCGUGGCAUCACCAGAAGGCACUGAAGCACCAACAUCACCAUCAGCUACAGCUGCGAUCAAACUCACUGAAAACAUAUCUGAGGUUCCAAAACUGCACUCCUCUUUUGGCUCGGAUUCAACAGUGGAGAUGCAAUCCACCUUCAGUCCACUGAAAGUGCACUACGACGACUACAACUACCCAAUUCUGAAGGCUUAA
This is a messenger RNA of Echinococcus granulosus, 396 nucleotides long. RefSeq lists its product as hypothetical. The record is from RefSeq and is a predicted model, not a curated record. The transcript has a single exon. The coding region runs from base 1 to 396 and encodes 131 amino acids. Lineage: Eukaryota; Metazoa; Platyhelminthes; Cestoda; Cyclophyllidea; Taeniidae.